GUGAACCCGGGACUGCCUGCUGCUUUGGUGAAAUGCCUGUAUUUGUUAGUGUGCCUUCCCGAUAAAAAGGAAAACAGGGCCAUUGAACAAACUUUUCAGGAGCUUCUUACACAGGUUUUUGUUCAGCUUUGUCAGCAUCCAGACAAUGUGGAGAGAUUGGUAGAGACACAGGAACUUCAGUGUCUGAUCAUCGGACUCACAUCAUUGUGGGAUCAGACCAGCGCUGAAUGGAGGCAGCAGGCCUCACGUGUCCUCAAAGCAGUCUCUGCCGUACCCACGAGAAACACUGCCUCCAGCUUGUUAGGCAAGAACUGUGUGCGGAUCUGCAUUCAAAACCUGUUGCACAUCGGUGCUGAUGUGUCAGGAUGUUUGCUAGCUGAGGUUGCUGUGGCCGUUUUUAGUUUCAUCAGAGAUACGUAUCACCUCAGUCAAGCCCUCUUUAUCGAGUUUGAUAGCAACAAUGGCUACAAGGCCCUUGAAGACAUCCUGAAACGAUGUGAGGGGGGUGUUCCCUUGGACCAAUUUCAGCCUGUGGAGGAGUUACUGAAUCUAAUCGCAUCUUUCACCUUUUUUGGAAAAAAUGAGCUGAAAGUGGCUCUUUGUGUAACCAAUCCCCAGCCUCCAGGCUUUAAGUUCGACCCACCACUCACCAAAGGUUUGGCAGUGAGGAACCUGCCUGCUUUCCACCUGCUGCAGACAUCUUUGCUGCGCUCCCAGGAUUCUUUGCUCUGCUGCCAGCUUCUUCGAACUCUACAGACAAUAUGGGACAAGGACCCGGCCAAUUUCUUCCUGUUGGAGUGGACUGUCCAGUCGAUGGCCCAGCUGGCGGCCUGUGUGUGGUGCAAACCGGCACCUGUCCAAAAGCUCUUCUUUUCGAUGCUUGAAAUGGUGUUAUUCAAAAUGAACUACAUCCCUCACGAGACGUUGCGGGCACUUCUGAGUGUACUAAAGCAGAACUGGGCUGGGACAUUAGCUGGUGGGGCUGCAGGGACAGAAUUUGGAGUUGUGGCUCUCAAAUGUUUUCACAAGAUGACUGUGCACAGUGCUAUGCUAGCAGAAGUGUUAAGUGAUUGGGGAUUGUUGGAGCUGCUUCUCGGGGAGCUUCGCAGGAGAGCUAAGAUCCUCAGGAAAGCUGGUAUAGCGUGUUCCUCCAAACCGAAUUUUCAACAGGAGCCUUGUGUUGAGGAUGGCGAGAGACUUCUCACAACCGUCAUGCUUCAAGCUGUUUCGGCCCUUACUUUACGUUCAAUCAAGAACACAGUUUCAGUGCGAGACCUCGGUAUGGUUCCUUACAUAAAGAUCUUCUUGGACCAUCAUCAAUAUCGAGGUCCCACUCUGAGCAUCUUGGAGCAGCUGGCUGAAAUUAACCCUGAUGAAUUCAUGAGCACAGCCAUCGGAGCUCUGUGCUCCUCCACACAGCAGGAACUCCAGUUAAAGCAGGACCUUUUACAGUCAGUACUGAGGGUUCUUGAGAGCCCCAACACCUGGGACGCCUUCAGGAAGGCAGGAGGCUUCACUGGACUGCUGUCUCUGGUAACUGACAUGGAAGGGGCUCUGUCCAACCCCCCCAAGGCAGAAGUGUGGAAGUCUCUGGGGCAGCAACAGCUCCUGGAGCUGCUCCUUCUCACGCUGCACAUCCUGGCCAUGGCUGUGCAUCUGCACACUGUAAAUGCACACCAUUUUGAUGCCGGUGGUCUGUUUGAAAGACUGGCAGAGGCUCUGCUCCAGCUGGGCUGCUUCCAUACUGAAGGUUUCAAGAGCGAGGAGUGGGAUGCAGAGUGGUGUUUCUGUCCCAAGGCUGCAGACGAUAACCACUUUCCAGGAGUGAGUUUCCUCCAGUUUGCUGAGUCUGCAGAGUGCUGUGUAACCCCAGCAGCACCUUCCAUCUCACCAAAGUUCAAUCUGCCCAUCAGUCUUCGGACAUGUAUAAGACUGCUUUCCUACCUCGACCAGUUCGCCACAGGGACAUACUAUCCCCAGGAGUUAAAUCUGGGACAAGAGCCUGAUGGUGGAUGUGAUGGAGAUGAAGAGAAACUACAUGGACCAGCAGAGUUUGAAGGAGUUUAUACAGGACCUCCACUUGUCUUCUCAGGAUCUGGCCAGCAGUUGAUGGAGGAUAGAUAUGGAAGUUUCAGAAGCACUGCACCCAGUAGUCCCACCAUUUCCUCAGUGACUCCGUACAGUAAGUUACCCUGUGAUCAGAUUAUUCUACAUCCAGGAGCAAUCCGAGUCAUCAUGACUCUCCUUCCACAUGUGUUUACUCCUGAAGACCCACAGCUCUCUAUGGAGGUCCAGUUGUCAAUGGCACACCACAUCCAGGCCAUGUUCAAAUCUGAACGGAACCGACAGAUAAUGUGUGAGGGUGGGCUGGUCUCUACUCUUCUCACAAACUGUCAGAGUAUGUUACUUUCCCCGAACCACCCCUUACAUCUACCUGUCACAAGAAUCUUAGAGAAGCUCUCCUCCCAGGCCAUCUCACCUUCUAACUUCAGAAAGUUCCUGUGUUUAGGGGAUCCUCUCAUGUGCUUUGCAAACAAAACAGUCAAGCAAGUGCAACAAGAACCAUCGACCGAACCAUCUGAUACCAGUGCAGCUCAGAGCACAGAGGCUGAUUCUGAAUCUUCAGUAAAGAAAGUGAAGCGGACCUUCAGUUUGCUGCAGCCCACAGGAUCCUUUGGCUCUGCGGUCCCUGUCCACCAGAUCAUCAGUCUGGUGUCCAUGACAGCACCACGCACAUUUAGACCACACAGAGUCUCUUCCUCACCUGCUUUUGUAGAGUUUGACAUGAGUGAGAACGGAUAUGGUUGUCUUUUCCUGCCAUCUUUGGCCACGGUUAAGGGUGUGACAGCUGAUUCCAUUUCUUUUGGUGGGAUCGGAGGUGACUGCAGAGGUUUUCCACCUGCAGCUGGUCUCUCAUUUGCCUGCUGGUUCCAGAUCAAUAGGUUCAGUUCAGCCUGUGAUUCCCACCCAAUCCGGCUGCUGUCCAUUGUGCGUCACAUGUCCCGCACAGAGCAACAAUACAUCUGUUUGUCUAUCUCCUUCUCAGCCUAUGACGGCUGUUUGGUCAUCUCAACUGAGGAGGAAGCUUACACAUACCUUGAUAUGAUGGAGCCGGAAGUUUCCACUCCGACAUCAUUGUCUACGUCCUUGCGCUUCUCCUGCUCCAGCAUGCUGGUCCCAAAUCAGUGGCACCAUCUGGUUGUUGUCAUGGCCAAAGAUGUGAAGAAGAGCUGUCUGACCACAGCAUACUUCAACGGCAAAGCACUGGGGACAGGAAGGAUGAAGUACAUUCAUCAAUUCCCUGGUCAGUAUGUCUCCAUGGACCCUACAUCUGUUAUUGAUGUAUAUGGACUAAUAGGAACGCCAGCUCUCUGGAAGGAACAUGCUGCUCUUGUGUGGCGAGUGGGUCCAUCUUACUUUUUUGAAGAGGCUUUGAGCUCAGAAGCAGUGGGUGGAAUUUACAUGCAAGGUACAGCAUACCUGGGCAAUUUCCUGGCUUUGCGCAACCCAGGCCAUGAUCCAGACACACCAGAGUCUUUCCCUCUCAGGCUGGUCCCAGAAGAGAGGAUUUCAUUUGGCAUCAACCCGGCAAUUUCAGCCAUAACCACUGUGGCACAGAUCAGAGAGGAUUACAAUGAGGUGGAUUGCAGACUCAUUGCAAAAGAGAUGGGGAUAACAUCUCGGGAUCACUCCACACCUGUUUUACUCGCUCAGAAUAUCAGUGCUCACCUGAACGGUACAGCUCGCACCAUAGGAGCCGCACUGAUUGGAAGUUUUGGUGUGCGAGUGUUCUCCCCCUGCUCUGCUUCCAAGGGUUUUCUGUAUGUCGGCGGGCCUGCUGUUGUUCUCAGCCUGGUUGCAAUGGCUCCAGAUGAUAGCUCUUUGUAUGCGGCUGUUAAAGUUCUUAUUUCCGUGCUGGAGACAAACCCAGCCAUGCAAGAGGAAAUGAAUCGCAUUAAUGGAUACAAGCUUUUAGCUUUCCUGCUCAAGAUGAAGAGCAGUCUGGUUGGCCAUCGAACCUUUCAACUGACUCUGUGUCUUUCGAGUUCUCUGGAGAUGAGCUGUGGCUCUGGUUGCUUGCAGAACACGCCUGCUUUGCAGGCUUUGAUGUGUGACCUUGAGGUUUGGCAGAACACAGUGGACCACCUGGAUCUCUCAGUUCUAAACUAUUUUGCUGAAGUCCUGAGAUCUUCAAGUGACAACAGGAAUGCGAUGGUCAUGCACAGUGUGGGCCUGCUGCCAAAGCUGCUGUUUGAGUUGUCUGAUCCCACCAUGACCAUUCAGAAGGUUAAGGUUAUUUCCUGUAUCAUUACAUCCCUCCUGAAAGCUCACUUGAAUCCUCUGGACAUGAGCAGGGUCGGGCUGUUUCUGCUCAACACACUACCCCCUUCCAGUGUGACGGCUGAAAGCUGUGAGAUGUCUGACGUUGAUCUUUCACAAGAUGUGCCAGCUCAGACUUCUGGUCCAGCCAGCGUUAUUUGGAUUCGCAACCAGAUGCUGCAUGUUCUUAGUGAAAUUCUCAGUUCAGACAACCUUUCAUCCAAUGAUCAGCAGAAAGCAGCAUUUGAUUCUCUUGGCAAUGAUUGGUUCCUAAACUUCCUUCAGGACCAUCUCCAUCCUUCCACCUUGAAACUGGGUCUUGUCCUGCUCACACAGUUUCUGUCAAGUCCAAGCCAGCAAAGCUCCUUCAGAGAGAGGGUGCUCCCAGGCACACUCAUAGAGGGCAUGGAGGAGCCAUUUGCAGUCAUGGACAACCUCUGUGCUGAUCCCUGGUCUCAUGAGUGCUCGAGUGCCACUUGUCCAGGCUUUAGUGUUUUACGAGUGCUGCUGAUCAGACACUACCACCUGCCUGAGGUGUAUGAGGCUCUCGCUGCUUUGAUGCUUGGGAGCGAGACCAGCCAUAUUGCAGCGAAGAAGCUGCAUUUGGAUGAUACCCUACAAUCACUGAUAGACAGCCGAACAGAAACACCUGCCCAGCAGCUGUGUGCUGAGGCUGCUACGGUACUACUGGAACUGAUCAAAGUUGUCAUUACUAAGUCUGCUAUUCCAACUAAGCACAUGUCAGCCACUGAUGUAUCAUGGCAAUUGCAGCUUCCAGCAAGUGUGAUGCAAUUCUUUUGUCUGGUCCACAACCUUCGACCCAGAGACCCCCUCUGGGCAUCACCCACCUUUCUGCACUCACUUGCUGCUGUUGUGUAUCCCCUGGGGGGUUCAGAGGGUGGUAUGAAGCCUUCCUGUCAUGAAAGUGAGGAUACAUUCAGCGAUCGUCCAACGAGGAAGCCAGUUCUUGACUUCAUGCGUAUUCUGCUGAUGGACAGUCUUCUUAAUGUGUGUGCCAGCACCAACACACAUCCUGUGGUUCUGCUGCUAGAGUUUUGCCCUGAUGGCUCAUCGCUAGAACAGAGGCAAAGUUUUCAGGGUGAGCUGGUGGAGAUUAUUGUGAACAUCGUCCACAUACUCAGCCAUGAGGAAGACAAUUCCACACAUCUGAGCCCACAAGACUGUUUGAAUGGGAGGUCUGAAGGGCAGAUGGGCAUACUGAUGGAGAAUGUGUUGCUGUUCAGUAAGACUAUGCUGCAGAAGCUAUAUGAUGGAACAUUAAUUGGAGACUCGUCGACAAUUCUAAACUUCCUUGCAGAUUGGAUUAUGGUGGCUCUGGAGAAAGGUCAAGCUCAAAAGGAGAAGACCGUGUCGGCCCUCUACUCAUGCACCAACAAGGUCCUGCUUUAUUUCUUGUGUCAACCGCGACAUUCCCAGGAAGAAAAGGAAGAAGUCAUCAGGGCACUGCAGACCUUCAUGGAACGCUGGGACAUUCUAAUGGCAACUUACAAUGCAAAUGUUAACUUUCUUACUUGCCUUCUGCACUGUCUGUUACUGAUUCGCUCUGGCAGCUACCCUGAAGGUUUUGGUUGUGUGACACAACAAAAACGCAUCAGGAAAAAGUCAUCCAGCCCGUUGCUUCCCAAAACUAAACAUUCUGCAGACCUCAGUAAUGGACUUAAAGACGGUGCGACAGAUGACAGACAACUGGUGUCCUUAGCAGAGGCCUGCUGGUCAAAAGUCCUUUUAGAGAGGCAACACAUACUCGAAGAGAGUUAUAAGAUGGAGUUCUCGGCAAACGACGCUGCUGAUGCAAAGCCUGUUGGGAUGACCAACAUCAGUCCUCUUUGGGAGGAGACGGCACAGAAAGCCUGGUUGCUAUACACAGAAUCACAGAAGAAGAAGGUGGCCAGCACCUCUCAGAAGAGGUAUGAUGCCAUCAGCAAUGCUAUUCGCUCCAUUUUGGGCAAAGGUCAAGAGUCAGACAAAUCAGAGGAGUUUCUAUCCUACAUGGACUCGCAUCGACAGAGAGGCCAAAGCAUGUUUGAGAAAAUGAGAGCAAAACACUUACAGUUACGAGCGUCUGAGUGGGAGCGUGUGAGCUCCCAGUGGCAGUGUGUGGAGGCCGAGCUGCUUAGGGAGAGAGCUGUGUUCGGACCUGGCCCGGGGGUGCUGUUGAGCCAAGACUGGGUGCAAGACUCUGCUGAAGGACCCAAUCGCACUAGAUUGCGCAUUCGAAGAAAAGCCCUGAGACGUUCAAAACUGGUGCUAGGGAUGCUGCACCUGGGUUUGAGGUCUGAAGAGGGCAAAAGUCGAAGUGAAGGUGAAGCAGAGCCAAAGAUUUUGUGUGAGGUUGGUGUGGAGGUUAAAGAGGAUGAAGUGGAAGGAGGACAAUUUAGUGACCGCCUGACAUUCUUUCCUGCUCUGAAUGAGCCUCAGUCUGUCACUGACGAACAUCUUGAUCCUUUCACCCAUCAACCCUGCUCCCUCACACAAGACUGCCCAGACAUACGUAUCAUCCUGCAGGAGCUUCACCCUGAAGAUAAGGUAAAGGCAAAGAUGUGUGUAGUGAUGGUGAGUAGCCUCAGAGUGACCGAGGGUUUGUUGCUGUUUGCGAAGGACAGCUUGCUCUUGUGUGAGGGAUUCACUCUGGGUCCUACUGGAGAUGUUUUCUGCCGGAGACACCACCCCAGCAGUGUGAGAGAUUCCUUUAUUUCCACCAUGCUGAGUAAAGAGCUGCCAUCAGCCAGUUGCAGACGCUGCCUAUAUGAGGACAUCAAGGAGGCUCGCUUCAUGCGGUUCCUCUUAGAGGACAACGCAAUAGAAAUAUUUAUGAAAAACGGACACUCUGCUUUCCUGGUAUUUCUAAAUAAGGACCAUGUCUCUGCAUACAAAAGACUAGGCACAGUCGUACCAGCUUUGAAAGGCAGAGCCGUUGCUGAGGUCAUUGCCAAUGCCAAAAAGACUCCUGUGGUUGAAAAGGCAGCCCUAGUUAAAUGGCAGAAGGGAGAGAUGAGUAACUUUGAGUACUUGAUGCACCUGAACACCAUUGCUGGAAGGACAUACAAUGACUUGAUGCAGUACCCUGUUUUCCCCUGGGUUCUGAAUGAGUAUCAAUCAGAGAUACUGGAUCUGACAAAUCCUGCAACUUUCCGCGAUCUGUCCAAACCAAUGGGAGCCCAGACAGAGAAAAGGAAACAGAUGUUCAUCCAGAGAUAUGAGGAGGUGGAGAACAAUGAGGGUGAAGAACUGGCAGCUCGUUGCCACUACUGUACCCACUACUCCUCUGCCAUCAUCGUGGCCUCUUUCCUUGUCAGGAUGGAGCCUUUUUCACAUACUUUUCAAACACUGCAGGGAGGCUUUGACAUCCCAGAGCGGAUGUUUUACAGCAUAAAGAAAGAGUGGGAGUCGGCCUCCAGAGACAACAUGGGGGACGUCAGAGAACUGAUUCCAGAGUUCUUCUACCUGCCAGACUUCCUGCUCAACUCCAACAACAUCCAGCUAGGUUGUAUGGAGGACGGUACUGCUUUAGGAGAUGUUGAGCUGCCUCCAUGGGCAAAAGGUGACCCCCAGGAGUUCAUUAGAAUCCAUCGAGAGGCCCUAGAAAGCGACUAUGUGAGCUCCCACCUCCACCUGUGGAUCGACCUCAUCUUUGGAUAUCGGCAACAAGGCCCGGCUGCUGUAGAAAGUGUGAACAGAUUCCACCCUUACUUCUAUGCUCAGAGAGGCAGAAAAGAUGCUAAGGAUCCCAUCAUCAAGAGCACAAUCUUAGGAUAUGUGAGCAACUUCGGCCAGGUUCCAAAACAGCUCUUCACAAAGCCCCAUCCACCUCGCAGUGGCUCCAAGAAAGAAGGAUCAUCGCCAUCCCGUCCAACUCCGUUUUUUCACAAACUGGAUAAACUUAAGACUUCUUCACAGCCUUUCCGAGAGCUUCCAAGAGGUCCAGUAGGUCAAAUAAUAUGCCUGGAAAAAGAAGUCGUGGUGUUGGAAAAAAAUCGACUCCUCCUCUCUCCUCUGCUCGGCUGCUACUUCAGCUGGGGAUUCCCAGACAACAGCUGUGCCUUUGGAAACUAUGGCACAGACAAGAACUUUGCGGUAAAUGAAAGUUUGUGCGACUGGGGCGAGACGUUGUGCGCCGCUUGCCCCAACGUCACGACCAUCAUCACGGCGGGAACCAGCUCUGUCGUUUGUGUGUGGGAUGUGGCCGCCAGCAAAGACAAACUCAGCAGCAUGAAGCUCAGACAGCCAUUAUACGGUCAUACGGAUGCAGUGACGUGUCUGGCUGCCUCUGAGGUCCACAGCCUGAUAGUGAGCGGCUCCCGUGACCGUACUUGCAUCCUGUGGGAUAUGGAGGAGCUAAGUUACAUCACCCAGUUAGCAGGGCACCCAACCAGUGUCUCUGCACUGGCCAUCAAUGACCUCACUGGUGAGAUAGUGUCAUGUGCAGGACCUCUGCUCUACCUGUGGACCUUGAAGGGCCAGCUGUUGACUUGUACCGCCACUUCCUGCGAGUCUCAGGCAGACAUCCUGUGUGUAAGCUUCACACAGCGACAUGAGUGGGAUGCCAGGAAUGUCAUAGUCACGGGCUGUGCAGAUGGGAUUAUUCGGAUAUGGAGGACGGAGUACACUAGAACACAAUUACCUGGCCCUCCAGAAGAGCCUGUGUCCCCAGGGCAAGACCGAACAGAGAGAGAUGUGACCAGCACACACCAGGUCAAAAGCUGGAAGAGACUUCUCAUGCUAUGUGAAGAGUUGUGCCAAGACCAGAGCGUGUCACAGCGCCGCUACAAAAGCAGUCCAGCCAUCACCGCUCUGGCCAUGUCCAGAAGUCAUGCAACUCUGUUGGCCGGUGAUGCCUGGGGCAGAGUUUUUACCUGGACCUGUGAGUGA
Molecule: messenger RNA, 9210 nt
Organism: Menidia menidia (Atlantic silverside)
Lineage: Eukaryota; Metazoa; Chordata; Actinopteri; Atheriniformes; Atherinopsidae
Source: the annotation of a GenBank genome assembly